Messenger RNA from Gekko japonicus, 1815 nucleotides. RefSeq names its product leucine-rich repeat and immunoglobulin-like domain-containing nogo receptor-interacting protein 1. The transcript has a single exon. Gene Ontology annotation, molecular function: protein binding. NCBI's taxonomy places the organism in Eukaryota, Metazoa, Chordata, Lepidosauria, Squamata, Gekkonidae. The coding region runs from base 1 to 1815 and encodes 604 amino acids. The record is from RefSeq and is a predicted model, not a curated record.
AUGGUUGCCGGAGCCCCGCUGGAUUUUCCCUCCACCCAGGCAAGAUGGCCUCCCCUGUUGUUCCUUAUCCUGGCGGCCCCCUGGGUUGGAUUCGGCGGGAGCUGCCCCUCGAGGUGCGACUGCUCCUCCCAGGAGAAGGCGGUGUUCUGCAAUGGCCGGCGCCUGACGACCGUGCCCAGUGGGAUCCCUCCCGAGUCCGAACUAUUGGACCUGAGCCACAACCGUAUCCGCACCCUGCACCAGGGUAUGUUCUCCCGCCUCCGGGCCUUGAAGGAGCUGGACCUGAGUGAGAACAUCAUCUCCAACAUCGAACCCGGAGCUUUCAACGGCCUCCAGAAGCUGAUGACCCUCUGGCUGAAGAGCAACUUCUUGAAGAUAAUCCCAGCGGGGGUUUUCACGGGGCUCCCCAAUCUCACCGUCUUGGACAUUAGUAAAAACAAGAUCGUAAUCUUCCUGGACCACUCUUUCAAAGACCUCAUCAACCUCAGGAAGCUGGAGGCGGGAGAUAAUCACUUGGUCUUUGUUUCCAACCGAGCUUUUGGGGGUCUCCACCGGCUACAACAUCUCGUCUUGGAGAAAUGCAACUUGACUGGCGUCCCAACGCAAGCCCUCUCUCACCUUCACCACCUGGUGGAGCUCAGAUUUAGGGUCCUGAACAUCAGCACGGUUCCUAACUACUCUUUCCGGAAGCUUCACCACCUGAAGGUUCUGGAGAUCCAUCGGUGUCCUUUCCUGACGACGUUGGAGUCCUACAGCCUCUUCGGUUUAAACAUCACCUCCUUGUCAAUCACCAAGUGCAAUAUUAGUGUCAUUCCCUACGAAGCCUUUAAGCACUUGGUCUACCUCCGGUUCCUGGAUCUCUCCUACAACCCCAUCUCCGUAAUCCACGGGAGGAAACUGAGGGACCUCUUGCGGCUUCAGGAGUUCCACCUGACUGGUGGUCGGCUGGCGACAAUAGAGAACAAAGCUUUCCAAGGACUGUACUACUUCCGCCUCCUCAACGUCUCUGGCAAUGCUUUGCAGACCCUCGAGGAAGGGGUCUUCCACUCGGUGGGGAACUUGGAAGUCCUCCGGCUGGAUGGAAACCCCUUGGCUUGCGACUGCCGCCUCCUCUGGAUCAUCCGCAGGAGGCGGAGGCUGAAUUUUGAAGCCCAGCAACCGGCCUGCGCUAGCCCCUCGACAGUGGAAGGUAAAGUAUUCCGGGAAUUCUCCGAGGUGCUGCUGGACCACUUCACUUGUAGGAAAUCCAAGAUUAUAGAUCGGACACCUCAGAGCGUGAGCAUCGAAGAAGGAGGCCAGGCGAUGCUGAGGUGCAGAAGCGACGGGGAUCCGGCGCCGACUAUCUCCUGGGUGACCCCUCACAGGAUCCACUUGGAUGCCAGGCGCAAGGGGCGAGUGAGGGUCCUUUCGGAUGGCACACUGGAGAUCCAAUUUGCCUUGCCUCAGGACACUGGGCCAUACUGCUGCAUCGCGAGCAACGUGGCGGGAAACGACACCCUGGUGGCCCACCUCCAAGUCCGCCCGUUCUCCGUACGCCUGCCGAAUGACUCCUUUCUACCGAGCAACGUCAGCUUUGUCAACACCACGGAGACCUUCCACCUGAUCCUCGUGGACAUCAACACCCUGGUGGGGGUCCUCGCCAUUGGGAUCAUGCCCUUCCUCUGCUCCGUCACCAUUUGCUUCCUCCUCAUCUUACUCUGGAGUCGCAGCAGGGGGAGGGCAAAGAGCCAGGCCGACGGGCAUUCUCCCUGUUGCUCCCGCGGUUACAGGGCUGUAUCCUGCAAACCGGGGACAGCAGCCCAGAAACCGAGAUGA